GCUAUCCCGUGAAGCUUGAGCCUCGCGACUUUCCGUCGCGGCCUCGGCCAGCUGAGUCUGUUUGAAGUGAUCUCCUCAGUUCUGUCUCUGCCCUUUCCCACAGGAGGGGGGGAGAAACGCUUCUCGUUUCCCUGCAAGCAUCAUGUCUCGGAUCCUCAAAUCGGUGGAUUACGAAGUGUUUGGCCGGGUGCAGGGUGUUUGUUUCAGAAUGUACACAGAGGAAAGAGCUAGGAAAAUGGGAGUUGUUGGCUGGGUUAAAAAUACCAGACAAGGGACAGUUACUGGCCAAGUUCAGGGCCCAGAAGAGAAAGUAAAUGAGAUGAAGACUUGGCUGGCUAACAUUGGAAGCCCAAGUUCACGCAUCGACCGGACGAAAUUUUCCAAUGAGAAGCAGAUCACUAAACUUGAGUUCACCGGCUUUACCACAAGAUACUAGCAAAACAGAACAGCACUAAGCUUCUUGAAUUGCUUAUAUUAAUUAUUAUAGUAUUAUACAAUUAUUAUAUUAUUAGACUAAUGUUGCAUGAAAAUGUUUUACACUUCUUUAAAGUUUUGCGAUUGCUUUUUUGGGAACCUUUCCGUGUAUUAGAGAAAUGCAACAAUUCUCCUAUUUGCAUUCAGUAGAAACUGCUGUGUGCUAUAUUGGGGGGGCUUUAAAAAAUUGGCAUCUUUGCAGACACAGGAUUCCCCAAGUUAAAACCAUCUCUGCAGACUGUGAAAAGCAAAUAGGAACCUCUCUCAGGGCUAAUUCUUAGCAAGCCAAACGAAAUGUGUGAUUGCAUCUAACAUGUCCAGUUUUGUCUUCUAAAUAACAGCAGGAGAGGAUUAGGAAAUGAGGUUGGAAUGGAAGCUUCCCUCUCUGGGGCUCAUAUCAGCUUGUGAAUGGGAUUUUCAUUUGGAAUACAGCAGGAGGAGAAGGGUUAACCUCCUUCCCCUCAUGCUCCCAACUCUGACUGGGCCAACAUCCAUGGCUACUUUAGAAGAAGAAGAAAACUGGGCACAUUAAAUGCUAUCUUGCCUUUAACAUCCCUGUCUAGCACAGAGUUAAGCAGACAUAAGCCCACUAAUUUCAAUAGGACUCCCAUGUGCCUAACUUCAUCAGACUGUGGCCUUGGGAGUUAUUUCCCAUGUUAGUAGGCAUGUUUAUUUACACAGCAAUCGUAUGCAUCCUUACUUGGAAGUAAGUACCAUUGCAUCCAUUGGGGCUUACUCCCAGGUAAGUGCUUUGUUCUUCACUGUGGAAUUCCUGGGCUAUAUCUGGUUGGCUUCACAUCACAGAAACGACAGCUCCUUUUUUUCUUCCCUUCUUCCUUUCUCUGUUCCAGUGUGUAUGUCCUGUGCUUUGAUCCAAUUAUAUCCAAAGUGGCUUACAACACAUUAAAAACAAUACAAAAACUAGUGCCCUUAGUCUUGUGGCUGGUGACCAUUGCUCAAAUGACCACUGCUGCUGUAGUCGCAGGCCGUUUGACAGUUGACCACAGCUCUUUCUAGCAAGGGACCUGGCACUAACCCAUCAGCACUGUGCACAGUGAAUUGAUUUGAAUCCAGGGUUUACAAGUUUAGAACAGAAAAACAGUUUAAAAUGUCCAGAUGGGAAUGUAGGAAAUGGUUUUUUUAAAGUAUGUAUAUAUAUUGUGUUUUGGCCAAUCCCUGCUUUAAAGAAUGUGAAUUCUUUAGUAAUCCUAGCAGUGUACUGAAUGUGCCAUAUUAAAAUUAUAAACACAA
This is a messenger RNA of Rhineura floridana, 1725 nucleotides long. It is a transcript of the gene ACYP2, whose product is annotated as acylphosphatase 2. Gene Ontology annotation, molecular function: acylphosphatase activity; DNA binding. Lineage: Eukaryota; Metazoa; Chordata; Lepidosauria; Squamata; Rhineuridae. The record is from RefSeq and is a predicted model, not a curated record. Bases 143 to 436 code for a protein of 97 amino acids. The transcript has 4 exons. Gene Ontology annotation, cellular component: nucleus.